UUUACCGAAAGCAGAAAUCGUAGACACUUGUGUGCCAGCUGUUCAGAAGACCGAGCGAGGAAAUGAAAAGCGUUAUACAGAGCGUAAUUUUAGUUGCCGGUCUUACAGUGGCAUAUGUCUUCUCUUCGAUAGAAGAGUGCCAACAGAAAGGAUACCCUACUUCAUGUAAUGGCACGGAAGGGGUUCUUGAAAAUGGUACACCUUGCCUGACUGUAUAUACAGGUCCAACUUUCGCAGUUGCUGGCCUCUGCAUGAAUGGACAGUGUGCCUACCCAAAUUCUUCGGAAGAAGACAAACGAGCGCACCCGAAACAGUAUCACAACUGCUCGGAUAAAUAUAACUAUGCCAGAAUGGUCCUGUUCAACUGCUAUUAUUAUUGCAAUAAAAGCGGUGAAUGGUUCUAUGGCUUCUACAACUUCUCCACCGACUGUCAUAUGGAAGACGGGAAGGCCCCAUUUGGGAAAUGCUGCAAAGGAGAAUGCACGAGAAAUAUUACGUGCUAAUUUUCAUCGAAACUUACAACGUCAAAUAAUCUAUUUCGGUAGGAGAGUGAUAGUACCGGAUUCCAUCAGUAUACCUCUGAUACUUCGUAAA
Dermacentor andersoni is the source of this 594-nucleotide messenger RNA. The record is from RefSeq and is a predicted model, not a curated record. Lineage: Eukaryota; Metazoa; Arthropoda; Arachnida; Ixodida; Ixodidae.